CAUGUGAUGUCAUGCCGCACCCCGCCCGCGGCCAUGCGUAUUGAGCUUGUUAUCGGGUCGCUUGUUAUGACUGGAGAAGGCCUCGGACUCAAUUAAAAUUUAUCCCCGGGACAGCCGCAUGCUCAUGGAGGGCAUGGACAUAGACCUGGAUCCGGAGCUCAUGCAAAAAUUCAGCUGCAUGGGCACCACGGAUAAAGAUGUCCUCAUCUCGGAGUUCCAGAGGCUGCUGGGCUUUCAGCUCAACCCGGCGGGCUGCGCAUUCUUCCUGGACAUGACCAACUGGAACCUACAAGCAGCUAUUGGUGCGUAUUAUGACUUUGAGAGUCCAAACAUCAACACGCCGUCAAUGUCUUUUGUGGAAGAUGUGACGAUUGGAGAGGGGGAGUCUGUUCCUCCUGACACACAGUUCACAAAGACGUGGAGGAUACAGAACACCGGUGCAGAGUCAUGGCCCCCAGGUGUGUGUUUGAAGUAUGUUGGCGGGGAUCAGUUUGGCCAUGUGAACAUGGUGAUGGUGCGGUCCCUGGAUCCACAGGAGAUCUCAGACGUGAGUGUGCAGAUGCGCAGUCCAGCUGUUCCUGGCAUGUACCAGGGCCAGUGGAGAAUGUGCACUGCCACUGGACUCUUCUACGGAGAUGUGAUCUGGGUGAUCUUGAGUGUGGAAGAGGGAGGCCUGCUGGGCGUCACACAGCAGUUAUCCUCCUUCGAGACAGAGUUCAACACGCAGCCCCACCGCAGUCUGGAGGGAGACUUCAACCCUUUCGCCUCACCACAGAAGAACAAGCAGGACACCAAUGAGGAUCAUCUAAAAGACCCCGGGGGCCACUGGGAGGCCCCUCUGGACUCCAUUCAGCAAGAUCAAAAUGGACUCAAUCACACCUCUGUAAAUAUUACACCAAAUGGUCUCCAAAACAACUUUUCAGUAGUGACUUACAGCCAGGGCAUUAAUGGACCCUUCCCGUUCGGACAGUCUUAAGAUACAGAAACCACGAGUAGCUCAUCAGAGCUGCUGCUUUUGCCCUUUGCUAGGGUUCAGUGAGAGGAGGAAGAGAUUUACUCUAAAGACUUGGUGACCCUCCCUCUCCCCCGACGCAUCACAACAUCACAUAAAUGUGUGGACAAAUCUGUUUUGCUCCAAAUCAAUAUUGAACCAACACCUGAGUUAAGCAUGUGUGAAUGCUAGAUUUAAAUGAGUGCUAGAAAUUCUACAGAGAUCUAAUGAAAAAUACACAGUUUUUUUGAUCCGUAAUUUCACAUUACAGCAGGAAAUUCAGAUGUGUGAGUGAGUGCACGACUGCACAAGAGAAGCCGAGGCAAGACUGAUAGAUGAAUGAGUGAAUCUUACGAGAAUGUGUCAUGUUUCACACCACAAUCAAUAGGAAAGCAUAAGAAAUGUAUAUUUUGCGUAAAGAAAAAGAUAGCAAGUUUUUAGGACUUUUAAGAGAUAUUUUGCCUCAUGAAAAUUAAGCACAUUUUCCCUCUUAAUUUUCAUUACUGUAAUAAAACUGGGCAUUUUAUUUUUCAGAUUCAAUGUUUCUCACAUUGUUUACAUUUUUGUAUAGAAUUUUACAAUUGCACUAUUUUUUUGUAAGCCUAAUUGAAAUGCAACCAAUUAACAUAUGGCAAAAAAUAUAUUUCAUUUUGCAUCAAAUUAUUAAUUACCAUAAAAAUGUCACAACGAAGGAAAUCGAAGUCCUAAAAACAGGCUUGCUUUUCUUUAAGCAAAGUAUAAUUUUUUCCUUUUGGUUUUGCAGUGAAAUAUUACUGGGGUUUAUUCUUGACAGGUUUUGCGGUGGUCACCUCAGUAUGUGUGCAACUAAGUGUUUCAGCCAUGCACAAAAGCCAUCAACAAAGAAUUAAUGCCUGUCAAGUAGUUUUAUAAUUUUUCAUCAAUGUUCUCUGACUUUUUCUUUAUAAACUGAACAGUUUUGAGGAAAAAGGUCAGUGUGCAUACUUUAAAUUGUGUAAUUGCUUUCAUAUGGUCCUCUGCCAGCCACUUGUAAUUGUUUAUUACAAAACUGUUCUCUGGAUUCAGUUAAAAAGAGAGAAAAAAAGCCCAGCAACCUGUACAUCGUGCAUGAGCACAUUAGGUCUCAUUAUAUUGAAGUAUGCAUCUGUACUGCCACCACAGGUCAAGUCAUAGCUGUCGUCAGAGAUCUUGUUGCUGUCAUCUUAUUCGUUUACAUUGAUGUUGUCCUGGAGUUCCUGAGUGCUGAUGUUGGUUUUCACUCAUAAUGACUCAGUCCAUCAGAGAUGAUAGCAAGCAGAUGUGGCUUUGGUUCCCUCGUUUACUGACUUAAAAGUUCACAAGCACGUCACUGAUAGAUUUUCCCAACCAUACAUAUUUGUCAUUCACCUAGACCUACGAUGGUAUUAAGCUGUUUUAAAUGAGCUGAGGGUGUUUUAAUGAGGGGAAAGUGUGAGAAUGAGUUCAUUUUAAAGGAAUAUUUUGGGUUAAAUGCAAGUGUAUGUCAUCUGUAACUGAAAAUAAUUUGGAUUUGUACCUCUACCUGAAAAUGUAUUGACAUGUAUAUGCCUAGAAUUGAAGUCUGUGGCAAGUGCACUACUUUCAUUGUAAUGGCAUUUCCCUAAACACUUUUUUUUUUCUUUUAUCUUAAUAAGAUACCAUUUAUUUUCUUUGGUAGCAUUUGCAUUUAACCAAAAAUAUCCUUUUGAAUUUGUAUUCUUGAGUUGUUGCUAAAUGUUUAAAUGGCAGAUUUCAAGCUGGAACGCUCCAAGUAAUAUUUUAAUGCAUAAAAGAGUUUUGUGGAAUUGAUUUGAUUUGAAAAUAAUCGUGCCUCUGUGUUUGGUAUGAUGGAAAGCCUCUUGGAUGUUUAUAUCUUGCUAAAUAUAUCUGAAAUGUUCAC
Carassius carassius (crucian carp) is the source of this 2867-nucleotide messenger RNA. RefSeq names its product protein ILRUN-like. Lineage: Eukaryota; Metazoa; Chordata; Actinopteri; Cypriniformes; Cyprinidae. Gene Ontology annotation, biological process: macroautophagy. Gene Ontology annotation, molecular function: ubiquitin binding. The transcript has 5 exons. The record is from RefSeq and is a predicted model, not a curated record. The coding region runs from base 119 to 976 and encodes 285 amino acids. Gene Ontology annotation, cellular component: phagophore assembly site.